Molecule: messenger RNA, 4657 nt
Organism: Cataglyphis hispanica
Lineage: Eukaryota; Metazoa; Arthropoda; Insecta; Hymenoptera; Formicidae
Gene: Atg101
Product: autophagy-related protein 101
Exons: 2
Coding region: 1159-1815 (218 amino acids)
Biological process (GO): autophagosome assembly; autophagy
Cellular component (GO): phagophore assembly site
Source: RefSeq, a predicted model, not a curated record
GUUAGUACAAUAUAUGUGCUCGGGGUCGGGACAGAGCGGACCGGAACCCGGAACCCAGUAGUGGUGUCCGCUCCGACGAGGGACGUUGAUCGAUCUUCUUGUUGUGUCGUUUAAUACGCGUUGUACGACGCGCGAUUUUCAUGAUGUAGCGCUAGAGUAUUCGGGUUGACAGAGAGACUCGAGCAGAUCGCUGAUAAUCCGAACGAUCGCCCCUCCGUGAUCCUGUCGAGAGGAUUUUUUUCUCCUCGUUCCCAUUCGGUCUUUGACGUCGUUGCGCGUGUGUGUAUAUGCGAACAUACGUUCCGAGACGACGCACGGGAGAACGUGGAGCCCUCACGGGGCCAGGUAUCAAAGUGCGAAUCACAGCGUCAAGAUGGCGUGUGCCACGAGCACAGCUGUUGUUUACCCACAAACCCGUGUGGAGCAGGUCACUGGCUGCUGCCGCUACUGUUGAGAGGUCGAGCGCGCUAACGACGACUGGCUCUCCCGUCGUCGGGACUGGUCGGGUCGGGACGAUGGGAGAUGCUCGACGAAUGAGCGACUCGGAGUAACGGAGCAUUCUCGAGAGAGCAGCGUGACGGCGACGUGACGAGACGUGACAACAACGACGACGACGACGACGACAACAACGAGGAGGACGACGACGACGACGACGACGACGUCGGUGGUAGUGGCGGCAGCGGUGGUGGUAGUAGUAGUGGUGUACCGAGGAAAAAACGGAAAGAUUGACUCGAUGGAGGGUGGCGAGGCCUGCGACGGCAGAAGUCACGAAGUCAGCGGGCACGAAUCGAGCGCGAGAAACUAACCUAAUUGCGCCAGAUCCGCCAUCGGUCGGCACGAGGACGGCGAGGACGGCGAGGCGAAGUGAUCGAGAGUGGAAGCGUCGAUACCGAAGGAGAAAGCGGCGAAGUUAGUUUACGUUUAGUUGACGCGACAAGUGCGCGUUAUCCGCUCGUCGCCCUGCAUGGCUCCUUUAACCUCCCUGAAUGAUCUGACGUCUCGAUGCGUUACGUAAAAAGCGCGAAUGCACGAUUGACCGCAAGAUUGACGAUGUCUACAUUCCUGAUUUCGCUUGUCUUUCGAUCACAACACUGCAUAUGACGCCCACGUGUUAAUGCAUCGUGUCUGCAUGAUUCUUGGCAAGUUUGAGGUAUCAUCAUGAAUGCCAGGACGCAGCUGUUUGAAUUGAGUAUGGAGGGACGCCAGGUGGAUGAGGCGGUUGCGAGUAUAUUUCAUACCGUACUCUUUCAUCGAAGUCUCGGCAAAUUCAAGUACAAACAGGAAGGCAGCUACUCGGUGGGCACUGUGGGAUAUCAGGAUGUGGAUUGCGACUUCAUUGAUCUCACUUACGUCUGCUGUUCGUCGGUGUAUCUCGAUCAGACGCUGAAACGCGAGAUAUCGGGAUUUUCGGAAGCUCUUCGUUCCACUGACAGUCCGGGCUCAGGUCAGAUAUCUCUAGAAUUCUUCCAGAGGAAAAAGAGCCGCUGGCCAUUUCAACCAGAAUGCAUACCAUGGGAGGUAUGGACUGUACGUCUCGAACUCAUCAAAUUGGCCACUGAACAUGAACGGCAGAUAUGUCGGGAAAAGGUGGGCGACCUGCUGACCGAGAAGAUCCUUUACAUCACCGAGGUUAUGAAUCGACACGAUUAUGUUCCGAAAGUGCCGAGUCAAGCUGAACUGGAUUUGAUCUUUGAUACUUCGUAUCCAGAUAUACAGCCGUACCUCUUUAAAAUGUCCUUCACGACCUCUAGUCCGUCGACCACCACGAUGGGCAAUACUAUGAAAAAAUUGAUCAGAGAGACACUGUCCAUUUAGUUGUUAUAAGGUAUAGUUCUAAAGUUCUAACAUUAAUAUGUAUAGUUUAGAGUCAUCUGAAAAACGCAAAACUUGCUCUUAUUUUUCAUCUAUGAUAUACAAAUUUCUGUUGCAUUGCACCAUGCAAUUUCAUUUCAGAUUUGUUCAUAAUGACUCUAAUCUACCUUAGCUAUUAUUAUGAGUUCCUAAAAAAGAAAAAAAAUUCUAAAUUUAUUCUACGAAGAAUGAUCCGAAUAGAGAAACUAUGAAAAGUACCCGGCGUGCUUUGCCUACAUGGUAGACUCUUAUCACGGAUUUUGUAAGCUCUAGUAUCUCUUAUAAAAAAAAACAAAAAAAAAAACGGAAUAUAUACAUCACAGAAACUUUAUACAUCACAGGGACUUCCGCUGUGUCUCUAAUGUCUUUAUAGUACAAAUGAACACAACACUCUUGUGACACCUGCUUUUUUUGUACUUUACUAUGAACGUCCGUCGCAUAAUUUUAGCAGGAUCAUAUUAAUCACGUCUUACACGAUAAUAUUUCGCAUUAUACCUCUUAAAAUCUUACCAUUCAAGUCUCUCUCGACACAUGACUUUUAUCAAGGCAAAACGACAUUAUGUUCCUCUCUCGCUUCUCACCCUUUUUAAAUGCUGUGUGUAUACAUCGUAGAAUAGAUUCGAGCGUAAUUUCUAGAUAUAUUUCUGGAAUUUAACUUUGCGCGUCGCAUAAAGAAGAUAAUUUGAUUUAGAGUAAGGAUACAGAAAAAUAUUAAACCUCUAGUUGAGAAGAGCAAGAUGUUUCCAGAUAUUUUAAUGUCUAGUAGAAUCUUUGAGAGCAAUGCAUCUCUAAAAGUCUCGUUAUUUACUUACUCCUUCACAAACUUCUUCGAGUGCAUAACGGCUGUAUUCGGCACUUUCUUCAGUCACAUUAUUUUUCAUUAAUGUUGAAAGUAUACAUAGUUAUCUCAAAUUGAUGAUAAUGGAAAAUGCUUUUGGAUGAUUCCGCAUGUAUAUAUACGUACAUCCAUUCAUACAUAUAUGCAUGCAUACAUACAUACAUACACACAAACACAUACACAUACAUAUAUAUAUCUACAUGCAUACAUACAAUUUAUAUGUACACAUACGUGCGUGCGUUGCACGACGUGUGGUGUGUAUACCUUGCGUUUGCAUAUAAAACAUACGUAUAAUUUUGGCUUCUUGAAUCUAACACUAAAUUUUCAGCCGUCUAAUUUUGGAUUUAGUAAUAUGAAAAUCGGCAUCAAAGCCUUUGGGAGUCAUAUUUAGCAUCAAUUUGCACGGCAACGUGUUAAUUAAAUAAUUAUGGUGUAUGGAUGGAAUCGAUUGUUAUUUAUUUACGUGGAUGAUGAUACGUAACGUAACAUCAGAUUAUAUUAUGACGCGCAGAUUACAAAUUAUUCACACUACUUUCAUUGAUCUUAAGUUAACACAUAUAUAUAAUCAAAGUGUAAAAUAAGUUAAAAUAUAAUUGUUAAGUCAAUGCGCGCGAUGCCCGCAAUAUCGAAGCGCACCGGGUGAUACGAAAGAACCGCACGAAAAAUCGCAUUCAUAAUUACAUUUUCCCAGUCGUUUCGUGCCUUCGUAUCGAAUUUUUGAUAGGAAAAUUAAUGUGCUAGGAAAACUAACAUACCUGAUCCAGACAUCAUUAUUAUUGUAUAUAAUAUGAUGAUAAUGAUAAUAUCAUUAUUAUUUAUUGACCACACGCGAAGCAUCUCUCAUCUCGUAAGGAGUGAGAUAGUCUCUCUCUCGUGCAGAAGAUAAAUCUGUGAUCCUUCUCGGAUUCGAGGCAGUUUUGUUUCUAUUCCUCGUAAGCGAUAAGUGUGUGUGUGUGUGUGUGUGCCGUUGACGUGUCGUUUUAGGAGUUCCAAGUUGACGGGAAACGCGCGGAUAUCGGAACGUUCGUUGGCGGCGACCCACGCGCGAUUAUACUUAUUGUACAAUGUAAAUAGUGUGUCCGAAAAUUAUGCCGUAAAUCAAAGACGUCGUGUCGGAAGGGUCUUCGCACGUUCCGAGAUCCGCACUUCGGCUUUUCCUAUGACCAAUCAACAGAGAUAUCACGACGCGUAAUACACAUAUACUUUACGAGUUAAGUAAAGUAGACGAGAAGCGUAAUAUUAAUUUAUAGUUGAUCAUAUAUUGUCUCUAUUGCUUUCUUUCGCGAUGUUCUCUAAGUAGUUUAAUAUACAAUUGCAAUUUAGCUAAAUGUUUCGCGAAUCGAGCAUACGUCGAUUCUAUUGGAUUGUUUUUCUUCUCUUGUCGAUUGAAGGAAAGAAAAGAAAAGAAAAGAAAGGGAAAGAAAAAUAAAGCGGGGAUCGUCGAUAAUCUGCCGUUCUCUGUGAUUCUCUGAAUCUACUCCAAUCUCUUUCCCUUGCACCAUCCGGUAGAUGCCGUGUACGAUUGUAAAAAGAUAUGACAUUAUGAAAAAGAGAGGCGCGCAUAUAUGUGUGUAUAGGCGCAUAUAAAUAUAUAUAUAUAUAAAUAUGAUAUAUAGAAAGAACAAAGAGCGAGAAAGAAAGAAAGGACGAAAGCACGAGCGAGUGGCCACGUGUGUAUGUGCAACUAGAAUUUUGCGGAUUUAUCAAAUUGCCACAUGCUGUUAUAAAUAAAUAUAAUUAUAUGUGUAUAUAUAUAUAUAUAUAUAUAUAUAUAUAUAUAUAUAUAUAUAUGUAAGCAAAAUAGAAGAUAAAACCGAGACCUGUAUAUUAUAAGCUGCGAGACAAAAUGUGACAAAAUGUGUAGUGUGUAUAGCGAGAAAGAUAAAAUAUCUGCAAGUUUUAAUUUAUCAUGAUGAGUACGCUGAUGAUAAAGGACUAAUUAUUAAUAAAUUACUGUAUUUUAUAAUA